AUGGAUCUCUGGCUAAAGGUCUCUCUUGUUAUUGCAACAAGUUUUGUGUGCAGAGGAAAAGAAGACACUGUUGACCAGUCGUCAACGUCUGAGACUGGACCAGAAGGAGGAACGGUGACACUCGGCUGUAGUUAUGACACAGCUGCCACUAAUGCCUACCUGUUCUGGUAUAAACAGAAACCUAAUGAUCAUCCUCAAUAUAUGCUGAGGAGAUACACAUUAGGAGAUGGCAACCUGUUGAAUUCCUCCUCCCCUCAGAAAAGCUGUUCGGCCACGGAAAUUGUGGACUUGCGGCUGUGGAAUACAUUCCUAUUUGUUCUUUGUUACUUUGAAUGCAGAGCUGAGGACUCUGUUGAUCAGCUAGCAGGAUUCCUCACUGCUUCUGAGGGAGAUUCAGUAACUCUGCCCUGUACUUACACCAGCUCCAGCACAGGACUACUGUAUCUGUUCUGGUACCAGCAGAAACCUAAUGGAUUCCCUGCAUACAUGCUGACACGGUUCUCAGAAAUGGGCGAUAAUGAUGAAGGUUUUAAGAAGAGAUUUGAGGCCAAUCUCACCUCAAACUCAGUUCCUUUGACCAUCCAGAAUCUGCAAGUGUCUGACUCUGCUGUGUACUACUGUGCUCUGAGGCCCACAGUGGCAGAUGCAGACUUAAGACUCAUACAAAAACACCAGCUCGCUAUGAAGACUCAUGACCAACCAUCUCCACCAAUCGGGGGAGGAGCUCAGCAGACAGACGGCAUCAUGGUGAGAUCUGAUGAGAUGUAA
Messenger RNA from Alosa alosa (allis shad), 768 nucleotides. RefSeq lists its product as uncharacterized. The transcript is spliced from 5 exons. Lineage: Eukaryota; Metazoa; Chordata; Actinopteri; Clupeiformes; Clupeidae. The record is from RefSeq and is a predicted model, not a curated record. The coding region runs from base 1 to 768 and encodes 255 amino acids.